UCAAACAAUAAUUACCCCUAAUCAAAUUAUAGGUGGUUAGAAAUGAGCUGGAGGUUUUGAGGGAGAGGAAUGUGGAAUUAGAAGGAAGAGAUGUUGAUUUGAGAUUGAGGAUUGUAGAUUUAGAGAUGAGAAUUGUUGAGCUAGAAAUGGAGUUGGAUUUGAAAGAUGAGAGGGUUGAAGGGUUGAAUGCGGAAUUGAAUGAGCGUGUAUUGGAGAUAAUGCACGCAGAUCGGCAUUAUUAUCGUUAG
Messenger RNA from Meloidogyne enterolobii, 248 nucleotides. The record is from the annotation of a GenBank genome assembly. Lineage: Eukaryota; Metazoa; Nematoda; Chromadorea; Rhabditida; Meloidogynidae.